AUGUCGCCCAAAGUGUUAGCUCGAGAUAUGUCCGAAAGGUCGUAUAUUGUCGAAUGCCUUUCGCCUAUACUUCGGUCUUUCAGGAAUGCAUUUCCCGAAAUUAGAUACGAUUGGAUUGAGAAAGAUGUUAAAUCCUUAAGGGACGCGAGCAAUAUGUUUGCAAUUAACGUAAGGACCCGAAAAACUGAUCUUUUGGUUUUGAGGCUAUCGGACGCAACAGAAAUUUUACAUGUUGAAGUUUCUGGACCACCUUAUAAACUGGACAAGAAACACACGGUCAGGGAUGCCAAAAAGUUGCUCAUGAUGGGCGUUUGUAAUUUAUGCAGGAUACUGGCAAAUAAUUUCGAUUGUCCGAUUGAUGAUGCUAAGAAAGUUAAAUCUUAUAGCAUUCAGGCAAUCGGGGAUCGAUUAACAUUGUUUGCCGUAUCACUUGUAAACAAGAAAAAAUAUUUGGCCAUCGAAUUGGCUUCGUGCAUAAUCCCCUUUUCGUUUGAAGCAAUAGGAUGCUACACAAAAAUCUUUAAUUUUUUUGCGAUCAUAAGGAAUGAGUUUAUUGAACAAGAAAAACUGCUAAAAAGAAUUCGUUCUUUUAUGCCCUCGGUUGAUGAUGAUACCAGUGACCUACGAGAGUGGAUACAUUUACCAGAUGAUAAUCUAAUACCCGUAACGGAAGGGGAAAUGGAUGAACUCUUUUUAAAUGAUACUUAG
Molecule: messenger RNA, 708 nt
Organism: Diversispora eburnea
Lineage: Eukaryota; Fungi; Glomeromycota; Glomeromycetes; Diversisporales; Diversisporaceae
Source: the annotation of a GenBank genome assembly